AUGGUGACACGGACGAAGAAGAUAUUUGUGGGCGGCCUCUCGGCACCCACGACGCUAGAAGAUGUCAAAAACUACUUCGAGCAGUUUGGCAGGAUCGAAUGCCCGAUAAGAAAAGGGAGAUGGAAUAAGAGAGGCCCCCGACUCCACCAACCCCAUUGCAACACCCCGCAACCCAUUGCCAACACCGCCACCCAUUGCCACCACGCCAAUCCCCGUUGCAACACAACCCCAUUGCCAACAAAGCAACCCAUUGCAACACCGCCAAGCCAUUGCCACACGCGAACCCAUUGCCGCCACCACCGCAAUCCGUUGCCAACCGCCAACCCAUUGCCACACCGCCAACCCCAUUGCCAACACCCGCAACGCCAUUGCCAACACGCCAACCCACUUGCCAACCGCAACCCCAUUGCCAACACCGCCAACCCAUUGCCACACCGCCAACGCCCAUUUGCCAACACGCCAACCCCAUUGCCAAUACCGCCACCCCAUUGCCAUAACACCGCAACCCCGUUGCCAACACCGCCAAUCCCGAUUGCCAAACGCGAACCAUUGCCAACACCGCAACCCAUUGCAACACCGCCAACCCCAUUGCCAACACGCCACCCCAUUGCCAACACGCCAACCCCAUUGCCACACCGCAACCCAUUGCCAACGACCCAUUGCAACACCGCCAACCCCAUUGCCAACACCGCCAACCCCAUUGCCAACACGCAACCCCAUUGCCACACCCAUUGCCAACCCGCACACCAUAUCCAACCACCACCAACCGCCACCUUUUCCAACACCACUUUGAACAACACCAUCGCCAGACGGGCACCACACUCAGCGCCUUCUGUGGCCACCCAACACCCUUUCCAGCACCUCUUCCAACACCACCAGCCACAACACCCUUUCCAACACCGCUUCCAACCGCGCGCAAAGUCCACCUGCCACAACAACCUUUUCUAA
Molecule: messenger RNA, 948 nt
Organism: Penaeus vannamei (Pacific white shrimp)
Lineage: Eukaryota; Metazoa; Arthropoda; Malacostraca; Decapoda; Penaeidae
Source: RefSeq, a predicted model, not a curated record